AUGUCUUCUGCUGGGAAGCUAUCCGAGAUUCAUGGAAGAAAGCUCGCUAGACCUCUCAAGCCCCUACACGACAUUUUGACAGCGCCAGCAACUACAAAUGGUUCCAAGAUUGCUGUUGUCUGCAUGCAUCAGCCAGAGGACCUCUAUUCAAAUGUUGUCAAGGGGAAAAUAACAGCUGAUUAUCUUCGAUGGACUUUUAACGCGAUCAUCCAUGUCAGUCACUUGAUGGCAAUUGCUUUGGCAGAAAGCGGCAUUCGACCUGGUAUGACAAUUGCGACGUUUGUUGAGAACAGCAUUGAAACUCAGAUUCUUUUUCGAGCCAGCUUGGAAUUGAACUGUCCAAUUGCUCUUCUCAACCCAAAAUCCACAAGCAACCCUCGAGAGCUCGUCCAUCUUUUUGAGGUCUUACAGCCUGGUGCGGUUAUGGUGCCGAACCUGAGUAUUGCGACAAUAUUGGAAGAAGUUAUACCGGAAGCUGUAAAAGGCGCUUCAUUGAAGCUUGUCUGUGCCAUCAAUGAGCGUUCUGGAGAGUGGCGGAAUUUCGGUUCUUUCUUGGAAGGAGGUUCAGGGUCCGCUCAAAGUUUAGAUGGUCUCAAAAUUGAGCGGAAACCAGAAGACGUAGUUGUCAUUUUAUUCACGAGUGAGACUACAAGUCUUCCAAAAGGAGCACCGCAAUCUAAUAGCUCAUUGGCCUCAAUACUUUUGAAAAACGCCCAGGCUACUGAGCUGGUUGAAACAAAUAUUUCUGUCAGCCACAACCCUUUCUACCACAAUAAGUGUAUACAUAUCCCGGGAAUUAUAUGGUACUUGAAAGCUCAUGUCUUAUCCAAAAGUGUUUGGAUUAGUCUUCUCGGCGUACCUCAACGCCCAAGGCUGCACCAUUGUUCAUUCAGCAGCAUCAUUUGCCGCAAAAUCUACACUAAAAGCCAUUUCGUUAAAGGGUGCCAAUCUGUUUCCAUCAGUGCCUGCGAUGAAUUCGGCUUUACUCAAUCACCAGGACUUUGAGAAUAAAGGCACUAUCGACCACAUCAUUGUCGGGACGAUAGCUGUAUCCCCGGAAUUUCUGAGAAAAGUAGCCUCUGAUUUUGGUGCAAAGCGCACAUCUGAUGGCUAUGGACUGACAGAGACUGGAAGAAUUUGGUUCCAUAUGCCAGGUACAGAUCCGAAGGUAACCUAUCCGGUCCCAGAGAUGAUGUUGAGAGUGUGUGACCCAGAAACGGAUGAAGUUCUUCAGAGAGGAGUUCCUGGAGAGUUACACUGCGGUGGAACUGCCGUUACCUCUCAUUAUCUAUUGAGUAAACAGCAAGGUGAAGACCCAAACAGGGUAUUUUAUGAUGAUGAAUUGGGUCAUUGGAUGCGAACGGGAGACCAAGUCGUAAUGGCUGAGAAUGGCGAGAUCAGAGUCAUUGGUCGGUACAAAGAAUUGAUAAAACGUGGUGGAGAGAAUCUAUCUCCCAGAUUGAUUGAGGUUGUGCUUGCUGAAGACUUUGGAGUGGUGGCUGAAGUUAUUGGUGUUCCGGACGAACUUGCUGGCGAGGUGCCAGUGGCAAUCGUGAAGGGAAAUGCAGGUCAAACACAUGUUCUGUCUCUUGUUCGAGGCAAGCUUAUCGAAAAACUUGGUCAUUUAUUUGCUUUAGAGGACAUUGUAUCUGUUGAAAGCCUUGGACUUGAGGACUUUCCGAGAACAUUCUCCGGUAAGACCAAGAAGAAUGUUCUUAGGAGAAGGCGAUUGAGAUUCUCCAAAACAGUAAGCCCAAUGAUGAGGUUUACGGCCAAAUCACGAGUCAAGUCGAAGUUGAGACACUGACAGCACUUUGGUGCAAGCAUCUCGGUGUGAGCCGUAGCAACCUCCAUCCACAAAAAAACAUCCACGAGUUUGCCGACAGUCUUACCCUGACAAGGUUCUCAGGUAUACUACGCAGAACCACCGGGCACUCUUUGAGCUUGCAAGACCUCUUGGAUAAUCCUACAAUUGAGCAGCAAGUCCGAGUUCUUUCAUCUCGAAAGAUUGGUCAAGACAACAUCAUCUAUUCUCAGAUGGUAGUGAAGCAUGCCGGUCCACCUACAAGUGAUGAUAUGGUACACGCCAUGGGUGACGAAAGUAUUCUGAAGAAAACAAAAGCGCUUAGCGAAGAGAUACUAAAACCACGUGGACUGUCUUGGGACGAUGUGGAAGAUGUUAUCCCGAUGCAUGGGACAUUACAGCGCUUGCUGGAAAAGCGUAGACCACAGAGCAACAAUCACAGACAUACCUGGCUCUGUCGUGGUAAAACUACGAAACAAUUAGAAGAAGCCCUCAGGGAAGCUUUGACACGCCACAGUAUUCUCCGAGCCAUGGUUAUAAGAUUUCACCACGCGCCAAUGCACUUGACAAUUCGACCCUCAAAAAAGUUUUUUGAUCAACCUUUCACACACAUGCCGUCUGUGAAGAAUACCGAAGGGCUAUGGAAGCAAUGCUACAACAAUACAGAACUUGACUGGGUCGCAGACCCUGGACCUCUAUUUAAGGCAACGAUUACUCACGUUGAGGAAGAAAAUUGUGCUGGAUUGGUGUAUAUGAUACAGCACUCUAAUUUGGAUGCGAUUUCAUUCGAGAUGUUCUUGGAAGAUCUUGAUACACUGCUCGUCGACGCAAAAGCCGUGCCCACACCAAGACCACCUUAUAAAGCAUGGGCAGACAGCCACUAUAACCUGCGUCACUCAGAAGCAGCUCAAAGAUCUGUGAAAUGGCACGCCAACCGCUUACAGGGAGUGGCCAAACACCGAAAUGCCCUUUUCCCCGAACAGAGAGCACCGGAGUGGUUCAAAGGUCAAUCUGAAGGAUGGGUCACAUCGCUGAAAGGCCCGUUGCGCUCACCUCGCAAGGCGCUUGAUGGAGGUGCUAGAGACGGUGCUAUUAGCAUGGCUCAGUGAGUGCACCUCCAUGAUUCCCAAGCUUUGAAGGUGGAGUAUGAAAUUGAUGUACCACAGAUUGUGAAGGCAGGACUUGCAAUAAUGAAUACUCGACGGACCAAAGCUGGGGUAGCUCUGUUUGGACAGUAUCAGGCCUCAAGAUCGUGGGCAUACUUGCCAGAUUGGCAAGCGAAGGCGUUUCCAGAUGUGAUGAAUGUUGAUGGACCAACUCUGCAAACUACCGCAGUGAUUGCCGAUGUGGAAAGUGCCGACACAGUGGGCGCUCUGCUCACAAAAUUACAAGAAGAGCAGGAAGGUCUGAACACUCAUACCCACGUUCCCUAUGAUCAGCUAAUCGAGCGACUGAAUGAAAGUGACAACAAGAGUGGCGAUGUGAUAGUCGAGAUCAUUCGACGACAAAUAUUCAACUGGCUAACUGGGGGCCUACCCGUAGAGUACAAGUGCCUUCAAAAUGUACAGACAGUAAGCCGGGCAGAUGUUGGACUAUUGUGGAAUUGUAAGAUGUUAGACGAGGACACUUUACAGGUUCAUCUUUCUUGGGAUGAUGCGCAGCUUAGUUGCUCCGAAGCGGAUGAAAUUUUGGAAGAGCUUCUGGAAAUCACCGAGAAAUUGUCAAAGUUGGAAUAG
Molecule: messenger RNA, 3540 nt
Organism: Hymenoscyphus albidus
Lineage: Eukaryota; Fungi; Ascomycota; Leotiomycetes; Helotiales; Helotiaceae
Source: the annotation of a GenBank genome assembly